AUGACAGACCGUCCAGAUUCAGUCGAUCCAACUUGGAACUUUCUUUCUGUUGUCAAUGGUGUAGCGUCUCCUCCAACAGUCGUCAUAAAUGCACUGAUUAUUUGGGCUGUCCUUGGUAAUGAAGAUCUCCGGUCAUCUUGUUUUAACAUUUUGCUUGCGGCUUUAGCUGUGACAGACUUUCUAGUGGGUUUGCUUGUCGCACCAAUCUUUUGCUUUUACCUGAGAUGUCUUGUAGGCAAUAUACAUUCGCCUUGCACUUCCACCGUUUAUAUUUUAUCAUCCUUAAUUCUUUGCGGCUUAACUCAUUUUACUUUAACUUUAGUGAGUUUUGAAAGAUACCUUGCUAUUGAACAUCCGAAUUUUUACCUUAAGAUGGUGACAGCAAGAAGGGUUAUGUUAGGAACGAUGAUUUACUGGGCAGGAAGCAUUACUCCGAUGGUCAKUGUYUUCAUUUUUUCRAUAAAWAGCAACCAAGGUAUGUUCAAAGUUCCCCACUUGGUUUUUAUUGGUUUCAGCACUCUAGUCAUUUUGUACUGCUCAAUMAAAGUACAAGUGACAGCUUACCGCCAGCGUAGAGCCAUCGCCCUACAGCAAGAAUCCGUUCUACAGCCCGACGAGCAACAACGACAACAAGAACGACUCAAAGAAUACAGGCGAGUGUUCAUGACGAGCAUAUUAGUGAUCGCGUCGAUUCUCUUUUACGUUCCUGUAGUUGUAGUCACAGUGAUACAAGCCAUCGAGGGUUCGGAUGUCACUGAUGAUUUUAAAUACAUCUCAGCACCUAUCUGUGCAACAUUCCUUCAUCUCCAAUCUCUUAUCAACCCAAUCCUCGUCUCACUGCGUCUAUCUUACAUUCGAACAAGCAUCAAAAACAAACUAGCAACUGUGUUUAAUUGGAACUGA
Exaiptasia diaphana is the source of this 903-nucleotide messenger RNA. RefSeq names its product histamine H2 receptor-like. The coding region runs from base 1 to 903 and encodes 300 amino acids. The record is from RefSeq and is a predicted model, not a curated record. Gene Ontology annotation, biological process: G protein-coupled receptor signaling pathway. Lineage: Eukaryota; Metazoa; Cnidaria; Anthozoa; Actiniaria; Aiptasiidae. The transcript has a single exon. Gene Ontology annotation, cellular component: membrane. Gene Ontology annotation, molecular function: G protein-coupled receptor activity.